Molecule: messenger RNA, 999 nt
Organism: Verticillium nonalfalfae
Lineage: Eukaryota; Fungi; Ascomycota; Sordariomycetes; Glomerellales; Plectosphaerellaceae
Gene: MIA40
Product: Oxidoreductase
Exons: 3
Coding region: 1-999 (332 amino acids)
Biological process (GO): protein import into mitochondrial intermembrane space
Cellular component (GO): mitochondrial intermembrane space
Molecular function (GO): protein-disulfide reductase activity
Source: RefSeq, a predicted model, not a curated record
AUGUAUCGUCACACCGUCCGAUCAGCACCUCGCGCUGCCAGCGCCCUCCGCCAGACGACUCUGCGGUCUACGCCACGCCGAUUUGCGUCCACAGCUCCCGCCGACAAGCCACGGACAUGGAAGGGCAGCGCCUUGCGCUGGGGUCUGGCUGGUGCCGCCGUCUACUACUACAACACGAGUCCCGUCUUUGCCGAUGAGCCGGCGCCUCGCACGAUACCGGCACCUUCAGACUUUGCCGCUUCGGAUCUCAAGACGGUUGACGCCGUGAUCGAAGAGAAGCGCCAGAAGACGAUUGUCAAGCCCAAGGAGGCUGCCCCCGCCGCGACUCCCGCGGCUCCCAUUCCGUCAAGCGAAACUGCCUCCGAACAGUUGACAGCUGCACCCGGGUCUCCUGAGGCGCUCGAGCAAGAGGCUGGCCAGCAGGGCGCCUUCAACCCCGAAACGGGCGAGAUCAACUGGGACUGCCCCUGCCUUGGAGGUAUGGCUGAUGGACCCUGCGGCGAGGACUUCAAGACGGCAUUUAGCUGCUUCGUAUAUUCGAAUGAGGAUCCCAAGGGAAUCGACUGCAUCGAGAAGUUCCAGGGCAUGCAGGACUGCUUCAAGAAGUAUCCCGAAAUCUACGACCCCGAACUCUCCGAUGACCGCGAAGACGAGCCUGUCGCCGACGGCAACGCUGGCGCCGAGCACGAGCCUGAGGUUGCUUCCCAGAACCAGACAACCGAGACUAUUGCGGCCAAGGUCAAUGAUGCCGUCGAGAAGACGACCGAGAAGGCCGCAGAAGUCAUUGAGAAGACCAAGGUUAAGGUUGCCGACGUGAAGGAGAAGGUCAUCGAGAAGGCCACCGAGGCCAAGGACAAGGUGUCCACAAAGUCCAAGCCGACCCGGAUCCAGUCUACAGAUGACACCGACCCAAAGCAGGCCGACGAGGCUAUCAAGGCUGACAUCAAGCCCGCCUUUUCGGAUGCGACGGCGGCCAACGACGAGGUUGCAAAGCUGUGA